Telopea speciosissima is the source of this 1909-nucleotide messenger RNA. RefSeq names its product F-box protein SKIP14-like. Gene Ontology annotation, cellular component: cytoplasm. The record is from RefSeq and is a predicted model, not a curated record. The coding region runs from base 419 to 1909 and encodes 496 amino acids. The transcript has 2 exons. Gene Ontology annotation, molecular function: protein binding. NCBI's taxonomy places the organism in Eukaryota, Viridiplantae, Streptophyta, Magnoliopsida, Proteales, Proteaceae.
GAAAAGAAAAAGCCUUUCUUUCUGUUGAUUGUAAUAGUGUCAUAAAAUUCUCAUAUUAUUUCAUUUCUGUUGGUCGAUUGUAGCUGCUAUUGAGUUCUCGAACAAGAAACUCGGUGAAAUUUUUGGUGCUUUAUUUUAGUUUGCAAUCCAAAAUCGAGAGUUUUCUUGUGGGGUAUCUUCUAGUCUAGGGUUUGCAUUUCCUUCUUCUUUUAGGGUUUGUUAUCAGAUUUUGUUAAUCAAUUUCCUCUUUUUUCCCAUUUAUUCUCUUCCAAUCGUCCAUCUUCCUUUCUUGUUACCCCCUUUUUGCAAGAACAGGUGUCGACCUCUAGGUGUUUGGCGUUACAAUCUGGAGUUCGAUUAAUCUUUUCUUGAUUCUUUUGUUUUGGGAGGAGAAAGAAAUAUAUAUUUGCCCUAUAGAAUGACCUUGAACUUUUCUAGUCGGCCCAUCUUUCCUGCUAAUCCGUCCGAAGACAAUUUACUUUCCUCCAUUAGAAUUGCCAAUGGCUACGUUGUGGAGGGAAUUCCCGACAAGAACUCAUAUGGUUUUGGUAAACCACGUCGUUUCAACUGGGAAAUUGAGGAUUCCUAUGAUUGCAAAAGGGACAGAGCUGAUAGGGAAGGUUCUCACGAGCCAAUCUCCAAUGAUAUUCUUGACAUCCUUCCAUCGGAUCCCUUCGGCAUGGAUAUAAGUGCCACUUUUACUGCUAUCACGGGUUGGAUGGAGGACCUGGAAGCAGACUCUGAGAACUACAUGAGAGGUGAAGCUAGUGCAAAGAAAGGAGAUUAUCAGUUAGUUGCGGGGUUGAAUUUUAUCUGGAAUAGUGCCAUGAGGUUUCAGACGGAGCCAGGAUCCAUUGGAAUUGGUGAACGAUCAAACCCAGUUGGUAGGUUUGAUGGAUGGUUGGAGGACAAAGAAUUUGGGGAUGGAUCAUGUGACGGUGGCUUCGGAUCAGUUACAUCAGUAUGCAAUGUGGAGGAGAUCCCUAGUUCUGAUGAUGACGGUGAUUCUCGUGCUGCCAGCUGUCGAUCCAAUGAGUGUCAUGAGGGUGCUGAAUAUUGUCCUCCUGGAGAAGAAGCAGAUGCUCCACACGAGGCUUUGCUCUUUGCCCUCAGUUAUCUUGGUGUACAGGAUCUCCUUUCUGUUGAAAGGGUUUGCAGAACUCUCCGUUCUGCAGUGCAAAAUGACGCCCUCCUGUGGAUGAAUAUUCAUAUAGACCAGCCAUUGAGUGAAAGGAUCACAGAUGAUGCUCUUAUGCAGCUAAUUGGCCGAGCUCAAGGCAAUUUGCAAUCUUUGAGUCUAGUGGAGUGCUCAAGGAUCACAGAUGAUGGUCUGAAACGCAUCCUUGAAACUAAUCCAAGAUUAAACAAGCUGAGUGUCCCAGUAUGUACGAGACUCAGUGUUGAGGGAAUCGUGAAUAACUUGAAGGCUUUCAAGUCUUCCGGGGCACCUGGGAUAAAACACCUAAGGAUUGGUGGCCUUUAUGGUGUAACUAAUAGACACUAUGAAGAGUUGAAGCUCUUGUUGGGUUCAGAAAAUUGUCAACAGCCAAAAUAUCAUAAACCACGGUUUUAUCACUGUGGACAUUUGUCUCCCUCUUGUGACGAUGAUCGUGCUAUUGAUAUUGAAAUGUGUCCAAGAUGCCAGAAUUUGAGACUGGUCUAUGAUUGCCCUGCAGAGAGCUGCCAAGCGAAGCAGACUGCUUCCCAGUUGUGCAGGGCAUGCACAUUCUGCAUUGCACGGUGUGUCCAAUGUGGGCGGUGUGUCAAUGAUGGUGAAUAUGAGGAGACAUUCUGCCUGGACUUGAUUUGUUUAAGCUGUGGGAAGCAACUACCGAGUUGCCCGGAAAUGCAGGACAAAGAUGUUCCCUUCCACCAAGAAACUAGGUACGAUAUUCACCUCAAUGGCUAG